AUGGCAAUCACCAAAACUUCUGAUAAUUCAAACAAUGCUGAAAAUAGCAUGAUAAAGAACAAUGAAUUCAAUAUCAGCCAAAAUUCUUUCCCGUUUGUUUCAAACACUCUAUCAAUUAACGAAGGAUUUGAUCCCGAGACAUUAUAUUUUGAAGAUUUUGAUGGUGUUUAUUACGAAGAACCAGAAGAAAACUACGGAAAUGAUUAUUUCUCCUAUGUAUCAGAUUGUAGUUCUGAUGUCUCUUCAACCGCAGAAGAUAGCAUUUAUUCUACAGAUAGCAGCAUUUCAACACAUGAAAGUGACAAUUUUUUAUCAUACUCGCGAAACAUAUCCAUUUCAAAAUGUUCGUUCCCAAAUAAAGAUGACAAGGAAUCAACAGAGAUUAGCAUCAAUACGACCGAAAAAUUCUUCCAUAUGACUCCUAAAGAUUAUAGGAUUUCCUUGAUAAACUUUUACAAACAAAGAAUUUGUGUUAUUAGUAGAGAUUUCUAUAAUACUUCAAACCAUUAG
Molecule: messenger RNA, 510 nt
Organism: Ambispora gerdemannii
Lineage: Eukaryota; Fungi; Glomeromycota; Glomeromycetes; Archaeosporales; Ambisporaceae
Source: the annotation of a GenBank genome assembly